AACCAGACAUUCAUAGUUCAGGCGAUCAAACUCCAAAUCGUCAGCCUCAUUCCAGCCUUACCUUCUAUUUCUCUUAUCUCGGCUAUUUUCUAAUGAUCAUCAAUGCCUCUACUUGAUCAACCACAAGCCGCCAUACAUACUACGCAGUCAAUCAAUGAGCCGAACAUGCCCGAAUUAGCGGAAUCAAUCAAGGCUAUUCAAGAAGGCGCCAAGGAAGACCGCUUCACCUAUCUCACCAUCCUCCAAUACCAUGUCACCUCCCCAGAAAUCCUACCCACAUUAAACGACGUCCUUCAAGACGCCGACCUCACCCAAGAAAUUGGCUGGGAUCUCGUACAGAUGCUUCUGAACAUCCAAGGUUCGGAAAUAUGUCUCGAGACGGUGGCCCGCUUAGGGAACCCCCGCGAGGUCGUCAUAAAGGUCAUGGAAGCCUUAGAAGGGCUCGCCGUCGCUUGGCAUGACGAAGUCAUCGUUGAUGAAAAUGAGCCUGGGGUCAUCCCCGACUCGAAAAUACCAGGAAAAUUCAUUACUUUGCUUGGCAUGCUAGCCAUUCUUCACCAACGUAUCAAAACAAAGUACCCUUCAAGAUUUCUAGGGCCGUCGCUAGUGAAGGUGUUUGAAGCCUACCAGCCAACACCAGAGAUGACUGCAUCCAUUAUCAACCUUGUCUACUCGCUGUCCGGACGUAAGAGACCACCUCUUCCUUCCCGGAAAUCAAGCAUCAAUGUCCUCAACCCUGAUCAUGAUGGAGACUUAUCUAAGAACGCACCUGAUCCGGAGGCGGAGCAGGAGGACCCCAAAGAAGAAGCCAUGCAAGAGAAGUUACUGCAGUCUUUUGUCACAUGUAUCCUACAGCGAUACGCGAACGCGCAUGAUAUGUUAUGGUCACCGCGGUUGCUGGAAGUCUACAACCCAAAGAAGAAUGUGCCGGGUAAGAAAACGACGAUCGAAGCAUUCAGGGAAAAUGACGAGCUUCAGAAACGGGAUGCGGUAAUCGGACAACUGGUUGCCUUACUUCGAGAUCUUGGCCUCAGCAAAUGCCCUGCGGAUUUUGUAAAAAGCAUAUUCGAAGGGCCAGUACAUAUAGACCCUCUGGUAGCCUUCAACGACUUUUCUAGCGUCGAUGAUAUCCACUUAUCACCGGGUGGGGCGGUGUGCCUCAUUGCGUACUGGAUCUUCUCCAAGGACGUCUUCGGCUCCGAUAGCCCCCAACCUGUGAUGCACAUCUUUCCGGAACACGCCGCAAUACUUGGGCGAUUCCUUGGCCAAGAAAUGCAAUCGGAAAUCCUUUCAAGUCCCGGAAUUGCUGAUGCGCUAUUAGCCAUAGGCCUUGGGCUCGAACAUAGACAGCUAAUAAAGGCAGGUAACGAGACAAAUCUGAUGGCAUAUCAUCACAACCUCACACUCAUAUCCGUAUUUCACCCGGAUAUAAAAGUCAGGAAUGCCGCCACAACCUUCGCCGGCUCAAUGCUCCACUCGGAACCAGAUGACCACAUCCGCCUAGAAAUCCUCGAAGACCUAUUAGAAAACUGCAUGUUCGCCUCCCUCAAAGCAUGUUGCAUCACAUGGCUGAAAGAAGAGCUCAUCGCCGCCAAGCAAGGCAACCUCUCCAACCAGUUCUCGUCGCCGGACGUCAUCGAGAGACUUCAAUAUUCCUUAUUCCCCGACAUGCUCUUUUUAAACGAGUCAAGUACGGAGGCUCUAGUGGAUUUCUGGGCGCAGAACCAGCUCUUCAUCUUGCAGGUCGCCAACUUCGCGUACUUCCUCUUCACGGGCCUGAAGGAACUCGUGCCGGACGGAAUGGGCGCCGCCGUAGGCCAGCGCUUCGUCGAGCCCCUGAUAGCGGCGGCUGAGAAACUGCUGAAGUCGGAGGACGGCGAUGGCGAGGAUAAGAUGCAGCUGAGCAUAUUAGUAGAUCGGCUGCGCAGCUUGGGGCUGCAAUAGAGGGGUCUGGCGCUGGUCUCAUUGUGAGCGUGCGUAGAGAAGUGUGGGUACUUUGAUGUUUUGCGGGUUGGGUGCGAGGAGCGUAUGUGAGGACAGCUAGGUUGAUAGGUAUGACCUGAUGACGGAAGUAGACGUUACAAUUGACUCGUUGAAAGUUAUGCUCAGAUAUAUGGAAGACGCUUAUUCUUGCGCCAUCGUCUAUGUCGUACUGCCUAUUAUGAAUCAAUUCCCCGUCCACGAGGAGACUAGAAGUGCCUGGGAUUUAAUACAAGUGGCAGUGGUGGUCGGUAUUGGCCAGGAGGCCGCUAUAGGUACCCUAGAACCUCUCUAAGUUCAUUGUAAGCAUGACGACGCUUGAUAGACCC
Molecule: messenger RNA, 2309 nt
Organism: Annulohypoxylon truncatum
Lineage: Eukaryota; Fungi; Ascomycota; Sordariomycetes; Xylariales; Hypoxylaceae
Product: DUF1760-domain-containing protein
Exons: 2
Coding region: 103-1944 (613 amino acids)
Biological process (GO): cellular response to oxidative stress
Cellular component (GO): cytoplasm
Source: RefSeq, a predicted model, not a curated record